CUUUUUCCAUUUUCUGACGUCUUCUAUAAUGGUUGCAGAUGUGGUUUCUGGUUUUGGGGUUAACCUCGUUACUAUCGAGAUCCGUAUUUGCCGUACAACCAGCAACAGUAGAGCUGUACAAUGGUCACGGAAUCAAAUUCACUAUUCCAGAUGAUGGUAACUAUGACUUUGUCGCUGUUCACUAUUCCAUCAAUCAACCAAUCGCCGGUGUAGCAGCCGGACAGUGGGGCUUUGACGUCCACAACAAGGAAGGAUCUUCUUUCGUCCACACCAAUGAUGUUCCUGGUAUCCAAGUCCACAAAGGGGACACUGUCUACUACUGGUUACACGCCCAGAAGGGAGGGGCACCCAGUGAAUUACUGGGACAAUCCGCUGUAAUCGGAGACAUGACAACGACUACUAAAGCAACCACCACAACCACUAAGGUCAGACCCGUGGUGACCUCUACCACGACUGCUGCACCCUCUGGCGGUGGAGGUCAUGGUCACAGUUCGGGUCACUCUGGAGGGAUUUUAACACAGACCAUGAUAGAAACUCAUGCAGGGGCAUCUGGGGGACACUCUUCAGGGGGUAGCUUUGGGGGUUCUUCUGGGGGAUCUCAGCAAGUCUACUCCGGUACAGGGUAUACACAACAUGGUACGUCCCAGCAGACGUGCACCUCGUAUCCUUGUCUCAUUUUCGAGGACAACUUUGACUUCUUGAACUUUGAAACCUGGACACACGAAAUUACUGCCAGUGGAGGUGGGAAUUGGGAGUUCGAGUACUACACAAAUAACCGAACAAACAGCUAUACAAAAGACGGGAAAUUAUUUAUCAAACCUACCCUAACGGCAGAUAAUUACGGAGAAAGAUUCUUGUCAUCUGGAACCCUUGAUCUUUGGGGUGGGGAACCUAAUUCUAUGUGUACUAGUAACCAGUUCUAUGGAUGUAGUCGACAGGGAACCCCCGAGCACAUCAUUAAUCCAAUUCAGUCCGCUAGACUCCGAAGUGACAAGGCCUUCAACUUCAAGUACGGCAAAAUGGAAGUCAGGGCAAAAAUGCCAAAAGGAGACUGGAUUUGGCCUGCAAUUUGGCUGCUCCCGCACAGGAAUGCCUACGGUGGAUGGCCAGCUUCCGGUGAAAUUGACAUCGUGGAAUCUAGAGGCAACAUAAACUACCAUGACGAGAAAGGCGGAAGUCAGGGAGUAGACAGCUUUGGAAGCACGCUUCAUUUUGGUCCAGUAUACGGAUAUGAUCCAUACGAAAAAGCUCACGCUGAAAAGACUCUUUCGAGUGGAACACUUAAUGACGAUUUCCAUAUAUGGACAUUAAUAUGGGACGAAGAUCACAUCGAGGUUUCAUUUGAUGGACAGCGAAUCUUAAAUGUAGUUCCGCCCCCAGAAGGAUUCUGGAAACUUGGAGAGUUGGAGAAGACGCACAUAAACAACCCAUACAAAUACACCACUAACAAAAUGGCUCCGUUUGAUCAAGAGUUUUUCAUCAUUUUGAAUGUUGCCGUUGGAGGGGUGGGAUUCUUUCCUGAUAAAUUCAGAAAUGCACCCUCUCCCAAACCGUGGAACGACAAGUCUGAAUUUACGGCACGUGACUUCUGGACCCACAAAAAUGACUGGUAUCCCACGUGGAACCCUGACCAAAAUGACGGCGAGCAGGCGGCCAUGCAGGUGGACUAUAUCCGAGUUUGGAAAAUGAAACCGUAAACACGCUUUACAAUAAUAAAGGGAUAUUUUUAAAAACAGAA
Molecule: messenger RNA, 1738 nt
Organism: Saccostrea cuccullata (small rock oyster)
Lineage: Eukaryota; Metazoa; Mollusca; Bivalvia; Ostreida; Ostreidae
Product: beta-1,3-glucan-binding protein-like
Exons: 13
Coding region: 39-1697 (552 amino acids)
Biological process (GO): carbohydrate metabolic process
Molecular function (GO): carbohydrate binding; hydrolase activity, hydrolyzing O-glycosyl compounds
Source: RefSeq, a predicted model, not a curated record